Molecule: messenger RNA, 792 nt
Organism: Aspergillus brunneoviolaceus CBS 621.78
Lineage: Eukaryota; Fungi; Ascomycota; Eurotiomycetes; Eurotiales; Aspergillaceae
Product: gamma-glutamylcyclotransferase
Exons: 6
Coding region: 1-792 (263 amino acids)
Biological process (GO): glutathione catabolic process
Cellular component (GO): cytoplasm
Molecular function (GO): glutathione specific gamma-glutamylcyclotransferase activity; gamma-glutamylcyclotransferase activity
Source: RefSeq, a predicted model, not a curated record
AUGCGGAGUAAAGACAUGUGUGGGCACGCUCAGCGGCGGACUCCCAGAGACGGCCGGACAUGGCGUAACUACUUCCCUAAAGGCGACCUUUGGGUGUUCGGAUACGGGAGUUUGAUCUGGAAGCCACCGCCGCAUUACGACCAACGGGUUCCCGGCUACAUCAAUGGCUAUGUGCGGCGCUUCUGGCAGGCCGCGUCUAGUACCGACCAUCGUGGCACUCCAGAGAACCCUGGACGAGUUGUGACAGUGAUCGAACGGGAGUUCUGGGAAACGCUGGAUGAUCCGCUGGCGCACCUUGAAAGCUCAGCGACGGCCACGGUUUGGGGUGCUGCAUAUCAUAUCCCUGCUUCCCAUGCUGAGGAGGUACACGAUUAUCUCGAUGUCAGAGAAAUCGAUGGUUACACCGUCCAUUACACCCCUUUCCAUCCCACCGAUACCCGUAAGGAGCCAAACGCAGAAGAACCAACAUCAUCUCCAAUCGUGUGUAUGGUCUACAUCGGUCAACCGACCAAUCCGCAGUUUUUGCGGGAUCCAGCCCGGCGAGAGCAACAAGAUGUGGCCGAGGUGAUAAGUCGCAGUCAGGGACAGAGUGGUAAAAACACUGAAUACCUGUAUCUCUUGGAGAAGUCGCUUGACGGACUCGGACUGGGGAGUGCCGAUGUGCACGUUACUGAUCUGGUGCGACGGGUCAAAGCCCUCGAGGGCGUGGAAGAAGCGGCGGCAGAGGAGGCCAAGGCGGAACGGGAUAUAGAGGAGGCUCUCCAUCCAUCCAAAGCAGAGGCUCAGCAAUGA